AACACAAGGCUAUGAAAUCGUAGCAACUAAAUUUAACCAGAACUCAUAUAAUAGUGUUGUACAUAGGCAAUAACUUAAUUAUGAAUCAUUUGGAUAUUCCAUGUGAAGAAAACUUUUUUUCUAAAUUUGGACAGUAUGAAUUCGAGAGAGCAAAGAAGCGUGAAGAACUUAUGCAAGACUACUUGGAAUUCAAGCAAAGAGAGGAAAAAAGCUUCCAUAAUAGAUUCUCCGAUAAAAAGAAAAAUUAUCAUCAAUCACUUGAGCCCUCGGGACCUUUGAAGGUGCUUGAAAGUUUUCCAAAUAUAAAUGAAUCGUUUGGUGUACAAUAUGAGCUACCAAAGAGUGAUUUUGGAUGCAGGUUGACGGAACUAGAAAAGAAAAUCAACACCCUGUUUAACGACCAAAGGCCUGUAGUGCACUCUAACAGACCUGAGUAUGUUUAAAUUUUCCUCAAGUAAUCGAAAAUUUAAUAAUAUCACCAGUUUAAAUGAUAAAUCCUUAGUACCAUAUGAUAGUGGUGUUCCCAUUAUCAAAGAAUUAAAGAACAACUCAGGACCUAACAGUCCGGAUGCAGCAGACAAUAGAUACGAAGAUUUAAAAAAACGCCUACACCAAAUAACUGAGGCAGACAAACAUCUUAGUCUUAUAGAGGAAGAAUACAAUAAGCUAAAGAAUAUUCAAAGUCCGUAUACGUUAGACCAUAAAAAUCCAACGAACCAGGGUCUUCGUACCUUAUCGUUCAGCUCGUGGAAGUCUGAAAAGAAUGAAGUAAAAUACUCCAAACAAAAUUUAAAGGAUAAUUACAGAAAAGAGUUAGAGUUACAAAUUGCUGAGACAGAAAGAAAGCGUUCAUAUGAAAAGGCGGAUAGCAUAAAAAACAGUGCUAUGUGCCCAAUACCCACUUAUGCAUAUAGAAAUUCAGAAAUGGAGUCAAAUAAAAUAAACUCAAAUGAGACACAUUUAAAUUCGACAGAAUGUUUAUACUUUGAUGUAGGACAAAGAGAUUUGCUCGCAAUAAAUGCAUCAACUCAACCUUCACCCUCUGGAAUGUUGAACGCUAGUGUUGGUAGUGGUAAGAAUGUGAAUACAGUGCGAAACCCAACGGACCCAAAAUUGAAAAAAAUGCAGUAUGCUGAGGAGUUAAAAAGACAAAUUGAGGAGGCAAGGGCGAAAAAAGCUAAGCAGAAAGAGGAUGACGAAGAAUAUAAUAGAAAGAUCGAAGAGCAGAUCUGCAACCUUGAAUUAUCAAGAGAAAUCCAUCCUCCUCAACAAAACAUGUCGAAUUCUGUGAACCCCGAACAAUUUCCUGACCAACAGGCGCAUACCGGUCUAGAUGUAUCGAAAGAAAUCCACUUUGAAGCUUCAGAUAGAGCUUCAACAAAUUUCGAGCCUAAUUUCGCCAGAGGUGGACAUGGAAUAUUUGGCAGCCCAUUAACGGAGAUACAGAAGCACAAUCUCCAAAAGUACAAAAAAGAACUGAGUCAGCAGAUAGCGGAGAAACGUCAGUUUAUGGAGCUUAAGAAACAAAAAGAAAUUGAGCUUGAGCAACGCGAGAUGGAAAGGAUUAGAGCGGAACGGUUGAAAAUGCAGAAAGAGUUCGAAGCGGAACAAGAACGGAAGCAAAAUAAAGUUGAGCGAGAUAUUCAACAAUUGAGCGACAAAAGUGAUGAGUAUAAAUUAAAACGUAAAGAAGAGCAUACUGGAAAUAAAACAAGGUUAGUUGAGAUGAGGAACACUAGGUACAAACAACCAUCAAAGAAUAUAAAGUCACCAACAUGUAGUCCUAAAAUCUUAAUAGGACCAGAAGCCAGCAAACUAAACCACUUGAAGCAGUUUGGUAGUGAGACAUCUGAUAAAAACAGCAGUGAAAAGACGCAGUCAAUACUGAAACAGCUAACCGCAUUAAAAGCUCAACUAGACAGGGAAAAAUCCAAAACUGAGUCGAUGUAUUACCAACAGAAACGUACUCGUGGUAAUAACAAAGAACGUAUGGAGGUUGGCACAUGUAAACAACGAUCUCGACCCCGAAUAAACAUAAAAGCUGUAGAACUAUUCCAAGAUGCUUCAAUUUUUAAUGAAAACAACACUCAUGUUUCAUCAGGGCAAAUGCCUAGUCAUGUUCAAGACGUUGAGCCCGAGAAUUUGUUGGAAGAGUCUUACAUAGAAGACUUAAGAGAUGUAGACCGGAAACAGGUAACUCUCUUGAGAAAGCAAAACAAUCAUCUCCAAGAGUUGAGAACGGAACUGUUGCAAAACAUUAAGGAUAAAAGCAGAGGUCAUUCAGUAAGGGAGAAAAAUGUUCAAAACUGCAACCCAUCCGCAAUGCAAAAUCCAAUAUUAGAUGAUAAUGAUUUGCUAAUUAAAUCUCAAAAUGAGUCAGAUGAGAUGCUACACUCAACUUCUUUGUCUAACGGGUCUAUUGAUCUAAAUCAAAUCGCCGAAAAAAAUAAGCAGCGUUUGUUGAGACUAGAUGCGAUCCAGCUAUUAACUGAAGUAAGUGACGAUCCUGAAUCAGUUUUACAGCGUUUCGUUGGUGAACAUGACAGGAUGUUUUCAAGUGAACACAAAAACAACAUUUUUAACUAGUUCAACUCGACGUCCCGUGUUUCAGUCCUACUGACAUAAUCUAUGGAGUAUAUGUAAGCCAUAUAUUUGUAAUAUAUUUCUGAGGAAAAUGUAUCUAAGUACAUUUCAUUAAUAAUUCAUGUACUGAGAUUAUUCCACGAAUUUUAUAAAAGAUAUUAUUGUUUAGAACCUAUGGGUUUAUUUUACCUCAUAAUCGGUUCUACGAUUCAAGGAAAUAUUCAUCAUUAGGACUGUAAAAAUAUGGUCAUACGAGAAUAA
Schistosoma bovis is the source of this 2844-nucleotide messenger RNA. Lineage: Eukaryota; Metazoa; Platyhelminthes; Trematoda; Strigeidida; Schistosomatidae. The record is from the annotation of a GenBank genome assembly.